This is a messenger RNA of Mus pahari (shrew mouse), 911 nucleotides long. Its product is annotated as cytochrome P450 2A12. NCBI's taxonomy places the organism in Eukaryota, Metazoa, Chordata, Mammalia, Rodentia, Muridae. Gene Ontology annotation, biological process: xenobiotic metabolic process; coumarin metabolic process. The transcript is spliced from 4 exons. The record is from RefSeq and is a predicted model, not a curated record. Gene Ontology annotation, cellular component: cytoplasm; intracellular membrane-bounded organelle. Gene Ontology annotation, molecular function: iron ion binding; oxidoreductase activity, acting on paired donors, with incorporation or reduction of molecular oxygen, reduced flavin or flavoprotein as one donor, and incorporation of one atom of oxygen; heme binding. Bases 33 to 896 code for a protein of 287 amino acids.
GGNUAUCAGCCUGUCACUCCUCACUGGCCACCAUGUUGAGCUCAGGGCUGCUCCUGGUAGCCAUAAUGGCCUACCUGAGUGUCAUGGUCUUGGUGUCUGUCUGGCAGCAGAAAAUCAGGGGGAAGUUGCCCCCAGGACCCACUCCUUUGCCUUUCAUUGGAAAUUACCUGCAACUGAAUAGAAAAGAUGUCUACAGCUCCAUCACACAGCUCCAAGAGCACUAUGGCCCCGUGUUCACCGUCUACCUUGGGCCUCGCCGGGUUGUGGUGCUUUACGGAUACGAUGCAGUCAAAGAGGCUUUGGUAGACCAAGCUGAGGAGUUCAGUGGACGAGGCGAACAGGCCACCUUUAAUACACUCUUCAAAGGCUAUGGUGUGGCAUUCAGCAAUGGGGAACGGACCAAACAACUCAGACGCUUCUCCAUAGCCACACUGAGAGAUUUUGGUGUGGGCAAGCGUGGUGUGGAGGAGCGCAUCCAGGAGGAGGCAGGCUGUUUGAUCAAGAUGUUGCAGGGCACUUGUGGAGCCCCCAUUGACCCCACCAUCUACCUGAGCAAAACAGUCUCCAAUGUCAUUAGCUCCAUUGUCUUUGGGAACCGCUUCAACUACGAGGACAAAGAGUUCCUGUCACUGCUGCAGAUGAUGGAUCAAAUGAACCGAUUUGCAGCUUCACCCACAGGGCAGGUAACAGACUCCAGCUCUGCCAAUUGCCCUUGCAGUGUCCCACAUUGGCCAUAUCCACAAAAGGCAAGGACCAACCCUAUUCUCAUCCCCACAAACAUAAGCUUCCCUCAAAACCAGCCUUUACCCUCAGACAAGUUAACCUUUACAUCAGAACCCACGGGCGCUUUCCAGUACUCAGAACCUAAUGACAUCUGGAUACCUCAAAUAGCCUGAGAACAAAGCCCUCUA